Carcharodon carcharias (great white shark) is the source of this 1197-nucleotide messenger RNA. Its product is annotated as zinc finger protein 239-like. Bases 1 to 870 code for a protein of 289 amino acids. Gene Ontology annotation, biological process: regulation of transcription by RNA polymerase II. Gene Ontology annotation, molecular function: DNA-binding transcription activator activity, RNA polymerase II-specific; RNA polymerase II cis-regulatory region sequence-specific DNA binding. The transcript has a single exon. NCBI's taxonomy places the organism in Eukaryota, Metazoa, Chordata, Chondrichthyes, Lamniformes, Lamnidae. The record is from RefSeq and is a predicted model, not a curated record. Gene Ontology annotation, cellular component: nucleus.
AUGGAAGGAGAAAGCACCAUCCACAGUGAAGAGAAACCGUACACGUGUUCUGUGUGUGGACGAGGCUUCAAUCAAUCAUCUAACCUGUCAAAACAUAAUUGCAGUCACAAUGGGGAGAAACGAUGGAAAUGUGGGGAUUGUGGGAAGGGAUUCAAUUAUCCAGUUGAACUGGAAACUCAUCAUCACGUUCACACUGGGGAGAGACCAUUCACCUGUUACAAGUGUGGGAAGGGAUUCACUCUGUCAUGCAACCUGUUGGCUCACCAGCGAGUUCACACUGACGAGAGACCUUUUAAAUGCCCAGACUGCGGGAAGUGCUAUAAAAGUUCAGGGGAACUGAUGCGCCAUCAACGUGUUCACACUGAUGAGAGACCGUUCAGGUGCUCUCACUGCGGGACUGGGUUCAGGCAAUUAUCUGACCUCACUGUGCACGAACGAGUUCACACUGGAGAGAGUCCGUUCACCUGCAUGGAGUGUGGGAAGGGAUUUACUCGGUCAUCACGCCUGCUGACGCACCAGCGAGUUCACACUGGGGAGAGACCAUUCUCCUGCCCCAAGUGUGGGAAGGGAUUCACUAAUUCAUCCACCCUGCUGAAACACCAGCGAGUUCACACUGGAGAGAGGCCAUUCACCUGCUCCAAGUGUGGGAAGGGAUUCACUCAGUCAACUGACCUGCUGGAGCACCAGCGAGUUCACACUGGGGAGAGACCAUUCACCUGCUCUGACUGUGGGAAGAGAUUCACUCAGUCGUCAACCUUGCUGACACACCAGCGAGUUCACACUGGGGAGAAGCCAUUCACCUGCUCCGUGUGUAAGAAGAGGUUUUCUCACUCAUCCACCCUGCUGAGACACCAGCAAGUUCACAAGUAACUAAUCUGAUUGGAUUUUGCUGUUAAUCCAUUUGUCCAUUUGGGUCUGUUUCUGAUGUUCAUGAAGUCCAGCCCAGUUACAGUGAUUAACAUUCUGGACAAAAGUCAAAUCAGCUUUGUGUUAAACACACAGGGUGUUGGAUCUUUUAAUAUUUCUAACUUAAGUUAGUUUAUUUUGAAGGACUCUCCCUCCCCCCUGUCUGUCUGCCCCAUCCUCACCUCCAAAAUGAAGGAGGAGCCUUGAGUUCUUUGAGGAUAUAAUAAGCUGAGUGUAUAAAGGGGAACCAGUAGAUGUAGUGUGUUUGGAUUUCCAAAAGGCCUUCAAUGA